CCAAAUUUUGUUUUCAAACAUUCAUUCAAUUUUCAACAAAUUCCUAUUGCUAAUCCUUCACAUAUAAAUACCGCCAUACCCUCCUCACCUCUCUCAAUUCUCAACCAUAAACUGAGCUUAUUAUAAUCAACCAUGGUACUCUCAGAAGCAAAACUCUCUGAUGGAGACUCUUAUAUUCAGUCCACUUUUGCUUCGCGCCAUCUCCAAACUCCACUUCCUCGAUUCUGUAUGCCGGAUAAUUCUAUACCCAAAGAGGCAGCUUACCAAAUAAUAAACGACGAGCUAAUGUUAGACGGGAACCCACGUCUGAACUUGGCGUCGUUUGUAACUACAUGGAUGGAAUCAGAGUGUGAUAAGCUUAUGAUGGCUGCUAUGAACAAAAACUAUGUUGACAUGGAUGAGUACCCUGUUACCACUGAGAUUCAGAAUAGGUGUGUGAACAUGAUAGCAAGACUGUUCAACGCUCCCUUGCAUGAAUCAGAGACGGCCAUCGGAGUUGGGACGGUAGGCUCAUCCGAAGCCAUAAUGCUAGCCGGGCUCGCCUUCAAAAGACGUUGGCAGAACAAGCGUAAAGCUCAAGGCUUGCCUUUUCAUAAACCCAACAUUGUUACUGGAGCCAAUGUUCAGGUGUGCUGGGAAAAGUUUGCAAGGUAUUUUGAAGUGGAACUGAAAGAAGUGAAGCUAAGAGAAGGAUAUUAUGUGAUGGAUCCUGCUAAGGCUGUGGAAAUGGUGGAUGAAAAUACCAUAUGUGUCGCCGCUAUUCUUGGUUCUACCCUUAAUGGAGAGUUUGAAGAUGUCAAGCUCUUGAAUGACCUUUUGAUUGAAAAGAACAACAAAACUGGGUGGGAUACUCCAAUACAUGUGGAUGCAGCGAGUGGAGGAUUCAUAGCACCAUUUCUGUACCCAGAGCUUGAAUGGGACUUUAGACUUCCUUCGGUGAAAAGCAUAAAUGUGAGUGGCCAUAAAUAUGGUCUUGUUUAUGCAGGUAUUGGAUGGAACAUCUGGAGGAGUAAGGAAGAUUUGCCCGAGGAGCUCAUCUUCCAUAUCAAUUAUCUCGGAACUGACCAACCUACCUUUACUCUCAACUUCUCUAAAGGUUCAAGUCAAGUCAUUGCACAAUAUUAUCAGCUAAUCCGGCUUGGUUUUGAAGGAUAUAAAAGUGUAAUGGAGAACUGUCAAGAAAAUGCUAUGCUGUUGAAGGUUGGAUUAGAAAAGACAGGGAGAUUUAACAUUGUGUCUAAAGAUUAUGGUGUCCCACUAGUGGCUUUUUCUCUAAAAGACCACAAUUUGCACAAUGAAUUUGAAGUUUCGGAGAUGCUAAGGAGGUUCGGAUGGAUUGUUCCAGCCUACACCAUGCCAGCUGAUGCACAGCAUGUAACAGUACUCCGAGUUGUAAUACGAGAAGACUUCUCCCGGACUCUGGCUGAGCGACUAGUGCUCGACAUCACCAAGGUGUUACAUGAGCUCGAUCAACUCCCUUCUAAGUAUGGUAACGACUACGCCAAGGGAAUUAAUGGUGCUAUAAGUGUGCCUAAGGAUAGUACUUUAGAGACACUAAGAGAGAAAACCAGCAAAGUCAUCUGCUAGGUGUCUCUGCUAUUAACAAAAAUACUUACGAUUAUCUAGUACUACAUCCGUCCCAAUAUAUAUAUAUAUAUAUAUAUAUA
Molecule: messenger RNA, 1667 nt
Organism: Amaranthus tricolor (Joseph's coat)
Lineage: Eukaryota; Viridiplantae; Streptophyta; Magnoliopsida; Caryophyllales; Amaranthaceae
Product: glutamate decarboxylase 4-like
Exons: 6
Coding region: 133-1587 (484 amino acids)
Biological process (GO): L-glutamate catabolic process
Cellular component (GO): cytosol
Molecular function (GO): pyridoxal phosphate binding; glutamate decarboxylase activity
Source: RefSeq, a predicted model, not a curated record